Molecule: messenger RNA, 1584 nt
Organism: Angiostrongylus costaricensis
Lineage: Eukaryota; Metazoa; Nematoda; Chromadorea; Rhabditida; Metastrongylidae
Source: the annotation of a GenBank genome assembly
GUGUCCGAAAUGCAAUCUUACGAGUGUCAUUUCCGAGUAACGAAUCGCAUUGAAGAAUUGGUCGAUAAUCAACUAAGAGGACUGGCAAGAACCAUAUUGCAUGAGCACGACUGUCGAAAUAAGCUCAAGGAGCUUCCUCGACGCAUUGAUAUAAACAUGCUGUCUAUGGUAGCAGGGUUCCAGCUCAGCACGGAGCCCUUCUUCCGAUCUCUUAUUAAAGCGACUGUCAAGUUUACAAUCACCAAACAGAUGCGUAAACAGCAAAUUCAAAUACCUCCUGAGAAAGGACGCACGAUGUUUGGAGUCGUAGACGAAACAGGUCAAUUGCAGUAUGGACAAGUUUUCGUCCAAUAUACGGAGAAUAUUGCCCUGAAGACCCCACCACCCAGUGCAUCAAGAAAAGUGCUCACCGGCAAAGUGCUUUUGACAAAAAAUCCAUGCAUAGUUGCUGGCGAUGUUCGCGUUUUUACUGCUGUGGAUAUCCCUGAACUACGCCACCUGUGUGAUGUCGUCGUCUUCCCAAUGCACGGUCCGAGACCUCAUCCCGACGAAAUGGCAGGUUCUGAUUUGGAUGGAGAUGAAUACGCCGUAAUCUGGGAUGAGGACCUCCUAUUGGAUCACAAUGAGAAGCCAUUUGACUAUACAGCGGAGAAGCCGCAAUCUGAAUCUAUUAAUGAGGAAACAUUGAACGACGAUAUGAUUGAUUUUUAUAUAAAGUACAUCACACAAGACUCAGUUGGUACGAUUUCAAACUCGUUCCUUUUCCAAGCAGAUCAUUAUGGAAUCAACUCUGAGGUGUGCCAGCGUCUCGCAGUGAAGAUAUCUAAAGCAGUGGAUUUCACAAAGACAGGAUUACCACCUGAUCCGCUUGUGAAAGAAUGGACGAUUGGUAUGUUCCAAUUAAUGGGUUUCUCAAUAUGGAUUCGUUUUUUUUCUAGAAUUAACUUCAUAUUUAGUUAUUUUUAUGCAGAUAAGGCCAGUGGUAAAGAGAUUCCUCCGGAAAAGAGCGAGCGCCAACCAGAUUUUCAUUUUGGGAAUGAUUACGAUGCUACCUACCGUAGUCCGAGGCUUAUGGGGAGGAUUUAUAGGGAAUUUAAGGCAAUUGAGGAUGUUCUCAAGAUUUCGGAAGAUAUCGAUGAACAAGACGGAAUUGAGUGUGAUAAAUGUCUGAUCAUAGACGGAUGGUCAACAUAUAAAGAAAAGGCUGAGACAGAGUUGGCAAAAUAUAAUGGUCGACUAAGGGUUCUUAUGGAGAAUUACGGCAUAAAAACGGAAGGAGAAAUUUUCUCUGGUUGCAUCUCAGAGAUGAGGAAUCGAAUCUCGGAUCGCGAUCAAGACGAUAUGUCGCUUUACAAUACAACUGAGGUCAUUGAAAGGAAAGUGACCUCUCUUUUCCGAGAAUUCAGAGAGGAAUUUUUCGAGGAGUUUGGUGGUUGGGUUUUUUGUACACAGAAGAUCGACAGGAAGUUUGCGGUGGAAGAGAACGUUUUUCAUCGUGCUGCGCAUAGACCAACGCUGAAAAUGCAACAGAAGGCAGUGGCUUAUUAUCGUACAUGCUACGAUUUCAAGUGCUUCGUGAGAUAG